Molecule: messenger RNA, 1741 nt
Organism: Botrytis porri
Lineage: Eukaryota; Fungi; Ascomycota; Leotiomycetes; Helotiales; Sclerotiniaceae
Exons: 3
Coding region: 142-1302 (386 amino acids)
Biological process (GO): C-terminal protein methylation
Molecular function (GO): protein C-terminal leucine carboxyl O-methyltransferase activity
Source: RefSeq, a predicted model, not a curated record
GUCGUCAGCCUCACCCAAGGCUACCCAGCCUUGGGCUAGAACCCCACCACAGCUUGGAGCUCCAACAUACAUUGAUUGCCUUCAUUCAUCACGGCCAUUGAGACAUAGUCUUUCAAUACGCAUCAAACUGUCGCCUCAUCAAUGUCGGCACAGCAAAUACCCAACCUUCUCUCAUUGCGAGGUGGUUCUCGGUCUCGUGGCAGAGGUAGAGGGCAAGGCCUGCGCGAUCCUUUGAAUCCUCAUUCGGAGGUCUCUUCAAACCGUAGAGACAAUGCCAUUCAAGGAACCGAUACAGAUGCAGCUGUAUCUCGUCUUAGUGCAGUCAAUCUUGGCUAUCUAGAGGACCGAUUUGCUCAUUAUUUCGUCAAAGGAAGUGGAACACGAAGGCUGCCAAUCAUAAAUAGAGGUACAUAUUCUCGUACUACUGCUUUAGACCUCCUCAUCGAAUCCUUCUUAUCUCAACCUGAUACUUCUCCUUCACAGCAAAAACAAAUAAUAUCUUUGGGCGCGGGAACAGAUACUCGCUAUUUUCGUCUUCGGGCGAAGAACAUGCAUAAUAAUGUCAUUUACCAUGAAUUUGAUUUCCCAUCUGUAUGCGUUGCGAAAAGUCGGUUAGUACAACAGAAUCAAGCAGAACUCAUCAAAAAUGAAAAUUACUUUGAAAUCGGACAAAAAGAGGGCGUGCAUGGAGAAUUCACGGCGGCUAGUGGGCCACAAGAGAAUACAGAAUGGGGAUUUAGCCGCACUUUUAAGACUCGAUCAGAAGUUGGAUACGUGUGCCAUCCUUUGGACCUCCGAAAACUACCCGGCGCAACUAGUCUCGAUUCAUUUCAUGGUAUCAAGAGCGACAUGGCCACGCUGAUAAUAUCCGAAUGCUGUCUAUGUUAUCUUGAGGUGAACGCGGCACAAAGCAUAAUAAAAUGGUUCACAGACAAGAUUCCAAGUAUCGGGAUUGUUCUUUAUGAGCCAGUGGGAGUACAUGAUGCUUUUGGACAAAUGAUGGUAGAAAAUCUAGCAUCAAGGGGAAUCACUAUGCCUACGGUGCAGAAGUAUAAGACGCUUAAGGACCAGAGGGAUAGACUAGUAGGUCUUGGGUUUGGUAACGCGAAGGGUGGUAUUAAUGCCGUGAGCAUAGAAGAUUUCUGGGAACAUUGGGUCGCACGCAGAGAAAGAGAAAGAGUGGACAGGCUUGAAGGUCUAGAUGAAGUUGAGGAGUGGCUUCUACUGGCAAGACAUUAUUCUGUUGUCUGGGGGUGGACAGACGAUUUAGGAUUUGAGGGUCUAAAGGCGCUAAACUCUUGACCUAUGAAUAAUGAAAGUCCAUGAAUAUUUACAGGUGCACCGCUCUGAGCUAAAAUUUCCAUUUCAUUGCCUUUACAGAUUUUAAUCCAUGUAAUCCUCUUCACGAAACUCAUAGUUUUAGCUCGAAAGUCGAGUCAACUAUUGUUAUGUUCCCCCACUCCCCCUUCAUCUUCCCCAGAAACAUGAUGAAACAAACAUAACUCCGCCCAAUGCUUCAUACAUUAUGGCCGUUCGUCCGCUCUGAGAGUUCAAGAAUUUGCGUGCAUUAUGAGAUAUGGUUACUUUUAGCCGAGUCUUUCAUGAGGUCUAAGACUCAAGGAGGUUGCGAUUGAUUGUCUCAAGAGUAAGAUGGUCAAUUCGCAAUUUCGCAUGGAGGGCGUGUAGCGUUUACGAUCAAACCAAUGCCAUGACAAUCUAACCACAGAGGUCCAUGUUGCAA